This is a messenger RNA of Sesamum indicum (sesame), 2624 nucleotides long. The record is from RefSeq and is a predicted model, not a curated record. NCBI's taxonomy places the organism in Eukaryota, Viridiplantae, Streptophyta, Magnoliopsida, Lamiales, Pedaliaceae.
UAUAAGUUCCAUCUCUUUUUUUAAUGUAAAGUAACUACUUUCACUCGCUUCUUAAUGCCGAUCUUCAUACUGUCUUUAUGCAUUUUGAUGCUUUUGUUUGUAAUUGACACUGCCAAUGGUCGAAUACUAUCACUUACAGUUUCUGAUAAUUUAAUCUCAGAUGGGGUUGAUGCUGUUGGCAUACGACCUCCACUUGUUAACUUUGACGGCUCUUCUCCACAUUUAAGCAGUACCUGUGUGCACACAUACGGAUUCUUUCCAUGUGCAGACAACAUAGGGGGCUAUAUUUUCCAAAUAGUCGUUUAUCAAUACUUGCUGAUAAUUGGAGGGAAACUGAUAACAAAAGGCAGCAAGACUAUCUUCAACAUCAUAGGUACCGGUGUAUAUGGUGCCAGUGUUUUUCGAAUCCUCACAGUCUUGCCAAAAAUGGUGAUGGUCAUUGUAUCCGGAGUUCUUAAGAGCAAAGAGAAUGCUCGAGUUAAGGUUUCAUUUGGAGUAGGUGUUUAUGCUGGAUCCACUGUCUUCAAUCUUACAUUUCUGUGGGGUAUGUGCGUAAUAUUCAGCAGAAAACAGCUGUUUGCAAAGUCGGCUACUGCCACUGGAUCCUCUGUUUCCAACUGUUCGGUGGCCAGAGAAAAACUAGCAGUACUGAAAGACACUGGUGCCACGAUUGAUAAAAAGACAUGCUACACGGCAGGAAUUAUGCUUCUGUCUUUAAUCCCUUACAUUAUAGUGCAACUCACCGAUUUUGUCAACUCAUCCUUUGGGACGCGAAUCGUGAUUUUGAUUGCUCUUGUAGUUUCAACAGCAUUACUAUUAUCAUACUUCUUGUAUCAGAUUUUUGAUCCUUGGAUACAGGAAAGAAGUUUAGAAUACUCUAAGUAUGAGAAUCUGCUGGCAGGAUUUUUACAGCAUGUCCAGAGGCACGCAAAAGAGAAGCUCGUCGAUGAAAAUGGCCAACCUAACAUUCCAGUCAUCAAAGGAUUAUUUCAUCAGACGGAUAAAGAUGAAGACAAGUGCAUAACAUUUCUUGAAUUGGAAAACCUGAUACAUGAGAUUCAGUCUGGGAAGGUGCAGGUGGAGAAAGAUUAUGCUAUUUCUGAAAUAUUGAAGGCUUUCGACCUGAACAACGAUGGAAGAAUAGAAGAACACGAGUUCGUCGAGGGAUGCAAGAAAUGGAUAACUGAAGCUACUCAAUUAGCUGAAAGUGGGGAUUCUAGUGCGAGACAUUUCUUACGAGAGGUUGUUCAGCCACUUUCCAAGAAGAAAAGAACCAAAAUUGCUGAGAUUGAGCAUCUAAUGGCACGAAUUCUAAAGCACGCGCAAAAUCAAGCACUUGAAGCAGAACAUCUUGUGACAGACGAUGGAAGGCCUAAUGUGGAGCGCAUUAAAGCUCUCUUCAAGCAAUUUGACAGAGACAACAGCAAGUCGUUGUCACGGCCUGAACUGGAACAGUUAAUUCAUAACACUGUCAGAUUUGAAGAAUCACCACUGAGUUGUCAGGAAAUGGUGAAGAAGUUCAUCAAAGAUUUUGACACAGACGGCGAUGAUAUCAUCGACGAACAAGAAUUCAUGCAUGGCAUGACCAAAUGGCUUAAUAAAGCCGUGGAUGUUACCAAAUGCAAGGACGCAAAAAAGUCUAUCGAUGAAUUCGACAAGAUGAUGUGGGGAGAGGUUGACGACUUAGUGUACGAAGUUGGACAGAAUGAGAAUACGAAGUUGAAGUUAAUGACAUGGGAAUUCAACAAAUCUACACUUGAAGUGAUAUUAGGCAUUGCAAUAUUGACCUUUCUUUCUGCACCUCUCAUGACUAGCAUUCAACAGUUCUCAGAUGCAAUUGGGGUCCCUUCUUUCUUUAUUUCCUUCGUCAUUGUUCCGGUUGCCAUGAAUGCAAGGUCAGCAAUACUAGCAAUAUUUCCAGCAAGUCAGAAGAGUUCAAGAACUUCUUCUCUGACAUUUUCUGAGAUCUACGGUGGCGUGGUGAUGAACAACAUGAUGGGGUUGUCGACACUUUUAGCAAUUGUAUACAUAAAGGAGUUGGAAUGGGAUUAUUCGGCAGAAGUGUUAACAAUCUUGGUGGUGUGUGGGAUAAUUGGUCUUCUGGCGUAUUCACAAACUACAUAUCCACUCUGGACUUGUGUAUUGGCUUUUUUCCUUUAUCCAUUCUCAUUGGCUAUGUAUUAUGCUCUUCAGUAUAUCCUGGGUUGGGGUUAAUAAUUUUGUAAUUUUAUUAUUAUGGUAAGUCUAGACGUAUUGAAGAGAAUGCAUCAGACACAGAUGUCUGUCGACUCUUUUUUCUUUCACUUAGAGAUUCCUCAGACUCCACUAGUCCAUCAUCAACAUCAUCUGACCGGUCGUGGUACUGAUGGUUUGUAGAGACUCAGUUGUCUGGCCAAGACCAUCAGUUUCCUGGAAGGCCCCAAAUUUGUGGGCUGCAAAAGGAACAAAUUAAAGCAUAAGUUUCUGGAAGGCCCAAAAGCCAUCGGUCUUUUCUUUUCUUUCCUUUUAUAUAUGAAUUCAAAUUAAGCACGUGAUUGCUGAUUAUCAAGUGCACUUAGUGUUGAAAGAAGACAAUAACUGGUUAGGUAGCACGCCAAGUAACAUUAAAUUACUGAGAAAAGUCC